AUGAAACUAAUGAAAAAAUCUUUAUUUAAAAUUAUAUUUAUUCUAUUAUUUAUUGGUUUGAUCUAUAACAAUCUUUCAUGUAAUGUUAUUAAAACCUCCACAUCUAAUCUGACAUCAUUAAUGAUUCCAUUUGAAUAUAUUAAUAACAUUUCCAAUGAUUUUUGUUCGGAAUUUUUACUUAAACAACGAUAUCAAUUAGAAUUUCAUCAACUUGAACAUUAUUCUUCUGAAAAAAUGUACUCUAAACCAUUAAUGAACAAAGAUUCAAUUGAAUCAUUUCCUAAAUUACCUUAUUUUUAUUCCUUAUGGAAAAAUUCUUCAAUUCUUCCACGUUUAUUAAGUCCAUGUGAACAUCAAUUAUAUGUGAAAUUAAUUCAAAUAUUUGAUCAUAUAUGUCGAACUUAUUCAAUAAAAUAUUUUAUUAGUUAUGGAACAUUAUUAGGAUCAUAUAGACACCAUGAUAUAUUACCAUAUGAUGAUGAUGUUGAUAUUUUGAUACAUAUGAAAUAUUAUUCAAACUUGUCUCAAAUCAAUCUAUUAAAUAAUUCAACUGAUUGGAAAUUUUAUCUAAGUUCUAACGCAAAUAUGAAGUUUUAUUUCAUUUCAUCUAAAUCAGUUGGAAAAUAUCCAUGGAAAUGGCCUUUUAUUGGAAUUGAUUUUUAUACAGAUAAUCAAACACAUAUUAACCCAGGUGUUUUUAUAAAGAAAGAAUAUAUAUAUCCACUGGUAUAUUAUCCACUAAGUACACUUUGGUUACCUGGACCAAAAAAUAUUGAAAUGUUUUUUAAAUCAGUAUCAAAAUCUUAUUAUUUUAACUUCUCAAUUGAUAAAAUAUGUUAUUCACAAAGUUAUUCGCAUAAAGAUGAAAUGUGGAAAUAUAAACACAAAACAGUUAAUUGUACACAAUUAUUGAAUACUUAUCCAUUUAUUCAACACAUAUGUGACGAUCAUUAUUGUUAUCAGCAUUUUAUGUUAAAUAAUCGAACAAGAUUAUAUAUUUUAAAAAUCAAUAAAGAUUAG
Molecule: messenger RNA, 1020 nt
Organism: Adineta steineri
Lineage: Eukaryota; Metazoa; Rotifera; Eurotatoria; Adinetida; Adinetidae
Source: the annotation of a GenBank genome assembly